GUGCGGGAGGGGGAAACCGUUUGCGGCUAUGAGAGCGGAACGAGUAUUUACCUGCCUCGUCCACAGCGAUCGUCCCUUCUCGCAUCUCUCGCCUGAUGAUCCUAUCUGUUUGUGUAUCGAGGGAGGAUGGAGAAACGUAUCAGCGGGUGCAUCGCAUGUUUAUCCGAUGCACGAUAAGCAAGCAAGCAAGCUGUGCGGGAAUUGAAAGACGAGCGGACCAGGCGAUGCACAAAGGGAAGUUGCCAAUUUGCCCUGGGUUUCAGCCCUAUAGCGUAGUGUCAACAGGUCGGACUUAACACGCGAGGAGGAUAUAAAGGAAGGAUAGAUAUCAUCCUUCUUGGUCUCCAUACCCCGUAUAAUCAUACUCGCUCUUUUCUCACACCUCGACCACAACCCAUACGUAUCAACAUGAAGUACACCCUCGCAGCUAUACUCACGCUGGCUAUUUCAGCCGUCGCUGUUCAAGUGACGUUCCCCUCUGAGACGGAAGGAUGGGAGACCAACGGUUCUCAGUUGGUCGAAUGGAAGUCCGUUUCUACGGAUCCCACGAGCUGUGAUAUUGAACUCACGACCCCCAACAACAAUACGCCCACGACCAUUGCCAAAAACGUCUCUGUCGCCGAAGGAUCAUACAUCUACACGCCGAGCUCCCCGCUUCAAGCAGGUAAUGGAUACAGGCUCAACCUCGUCGCUUCGGGAACCAUCUCCAUCCUCGCGCAGAGCCCACAGUUCAACGUGACCCAAGGCACGAGCACCGUCACACCUACCUCGGGCAUGUCGCAAACGUCAACGUCGGCUACUCACACUUCCACCACAACCUCCAUGUCUGCAUCGGCUUCUGCGAGUCACACCAGCGGCGCUGCGACCCAUCUGACCGCUCCUGUUUCUGGUCUGGCUCUGUUGAUACUUGGUGCGGUUGGAGCCAUGGCUUGAGACCCCGUCUCACAAGGACAAUUUUUUACAUCACAUACAUCAGGACAUGCUACAAGUUAAUGA
Kockovaella imperatae is the source of this 996-nucleotide messenger RNA. RefSeq lists its product as hypothetical. The transcript has 4 exons. NCBI's taxonomy places the organism in Eukaryota, Fungi, Basidiomycota, Tremellomycetes, Tremellales, Cuniculitremaceae. The record is from RefSeq and is a predicted model, not a curated record. The coding region runs from base 409 to 933 and encodes 174 amino acids.